AUUCCCUAUUGCACAAAUAAAUUCCACAUAUUUUUAUUCCUUCAUUCGCUCUUUUAUACAAAGCAUCUUCUUUAGGACUUUCACCAUUUUUCACCAUCACCAUGGUUCCAGAAUUAGAGAAACCAAAAGUCACCGAAAUACAAGUCCGAAUGGACUGUAACGGGUGCGUACAGAAGAUCAAGAAAGCUCUACACGGUAUCAACGGUAUAUACGAUAUCUAUAUCGACAUCCCACAACAAAAAUUAACCAUAAUCGGGUGGGCUGAUCCGGAAAAGAUUGUGAAAGCAAUUAAGAAAACGAGAAAAACCGCAACCAUAUGUUCUCAUACAGCGCCAGAGGAGUCAGAGCCGCCACCGGAAGACGGAGGCCCUGCAAACCCUCCGGGAGAAGAAGCUCCGCCAGCGGAACAGACUCAAGCAACCGAACCGGAAAACCCACCUCCAGAUGGUGGAGGAGCACCUCAACCUACGGAACCUCCGGCAAAUGAGCCGCCACGAUAUGUUGGAUCAGAGGUGGAAGAGGUUCAUGUUGUGUAUCGUUAUCCACCAGACGCUCGUUACUCCAGCAGCCAUGGUGGGCUAGGAUUCAACCACGAGCCGCCACAACCAGUUCAUGUGAACCAUAGUUACAACAUGUAUGAGCCGACACCUUACGUCACCGAAUAUGAAUACAUCCGUCCGCCGCCACCACGAUACACCUCUUACAGUUGGCCGGAACCACCACCGCGAUACACACAUUACAGCCGCCCAGAACCGCCGCCACAACAUUACAGCCGCCCGGAACCACCACAACUUUAUAGUCAUCUCGAACCACCACCACAACUUUACAGCCGUCCCGAACCACCAUCACAACAUUACAGCCACCGAGAGCCACCACCAGAAACCUACAGCCGCCCAGAGCCACCUCUACAAACCAACGACCGUCCAGAACCACCACGACAAUAUAAUGGCCGUCCAGAGCCACCACCAGAAACUUACAGCCGCGCAGAGCCACCACCACAACCAUACGGCCGCCCAAAGCCACCACUGCAACAUGACAGCCGGUCGGAGCAACCACCACAGAAUUAUGGGAGGCCAGAGCAUCUACAACAUUACAGACAAUCAGAGCCGCCACAGCAAUACAUACAUCAUAGCCGCCAGGAACCACCACAACCCUACUCAAGCUACCACCAUCCAGGGUCACCACCGCCAUCUCUCCGCCACAGUAGACCUGAGCCAACACAACCCUACUCAAGCUAUCACCAUCCAGGGUCACCACCGCCACCUCUCCGCCACAGUAGACCUGAGCCACCACAACCCUACUCAAGCUACCACCAUCCAGGGUCACCACCACCACCUCUCCGCCACAGUAGACCUGAGCCACCACCUCUACAAACAUACUAUGGGAGACUUGAGCCACCACACUAUAUGGAGUACAAUGAUGAGAUUACAUCACCUUACGGGGAAGAAGAUCCAAUUAAUGGAUGUACAAUUGUCUAAAAAAUGAGGAUUCUAGAAAGAGAUUAAUUAAUCAAUCUAUCGAUUAAAACCAGUCAAAUUAAAAGUGUUCCCAUGGAAGCAUGUGAUGUUGAAGGAGAAGAACAAGAUUCCUAGCUUGUUAAGUGCAUGAGGAAUAUGUUCUUAAUUCCUCUUGAGGAUGAGGGAGAUGUAUACCCAUCUUUUUGUUAUCUCAAAAAGAGAUUUCAAUGUAUUUUGAAACGAAUUACCAAAUUUUAGACGUAACUAGAGGAUAUAUGAUAAAAAAAUUUAUGUACGUACACUUUUAGAAAGGAUUAAAACGAUGUAAUUAGUUUCCAAAUCGAAUAUAUGAUAAUAAUAAUAAAAAAAAUUACUUAUGUGUAA
Lactuca sativa (garden lettuce) is the source of this 1841-nucleotide messenger RNA. RefSeq lists its product as uncharacterized. The record is from RefSeq and is a predicted model, not a curated record. Gene Ontology annotation, molecular function: metal ion binding. Lineage: Eukaryota; Viridiplantae; Streptophyta; Magnoliopsida; Asterales; Asteraceae.